Messenger RNA from Malurus melanocephalus (red-backed fairy wren), 1756 nucleotides. It is a transcript of the gene SNX17, whose product is annotated as sorting nexin 17. Gene Ontology annotation, biological process: intracellular protein transport. Gene Ontology annotation, cellular component: early endosome. The record is from RefSeq and is a predicted model, not a curated record. The annotation marks the transcript as partial. The transcript is spliced from 13 exons. Gene Ontology annotation, molecular function: phosphatidylinositol binding. Lineage: Eukaryota; Metazoa; Chordata; Aves; Passeriformes; Maluridae.
CAGGCGUUGGGAUCUGAGUGCCAUCUUUCCCUGCAGGCCUACAACAUCCACGUGAACGGGGUGCUGCACUGCCGGGUGCGCUACAGCCAGCUSCUGGGUCUGCACGAGCAGUUAAGGAAGGAGUAUGGAGCCAACGUGGUGCCAGCCUUCCCCCCAAAGAAGAUCUUCACGCUGACCCCAGCGGAGGUAGAGCAGCGACGGGAGCAGCUGGAGAAGUACAUGCAGGCUGUGCGGCAGGACCCGACGCUGGGAGGCAGCGAGACCUUCAACAGCUUCCUGCGCAAGGCCCAGCAGGAGACGCAGCAGAUCCCCACAGAGGAGGUGGUGCUGGAGGUGCUGCUCUCGAACGGGCAGAAGGUCAAGGUCACCAUCCUCACCUCAGACCAGACAGAGGAUGUCCUUGAGGCUGUGGCCUCCAAGCUGGACCUGCCAGAUGACCUGGUUGGCUACUUCAGUCUCUUUCUAGUGAGAGAGACCAAGGAYGGAGCUUUCUCCUUGAGGACGGUGUCAGAUAUUGAGCACGGAUGGAUCCUGGUCAAUAAGGARCAGCUCCGACAGCUGAAGUCUCUGCAGGAAAAGGUUUCCAAGAAGGAGUUCAUCCGCCUGGCACAGACCCUCAAGUACUACGGCUAUCUCAAGUUCGAGCCCUGCGUCACCGAUUUCCCCGAGAAGGGCUGCCACGUGGUUGUCAGCGCUGGCAACAACGAGCUCAACUUCCAGGUGCGGCUGCCGAAUGAGCAGAUCAAGGAGGGCAGCUUCAAAGUGACCCGCAUGCGCUGCUGGCGCGUCACAUCCUCAGUGCCAAUGAGCAAUGGCCCCUCUGGGAGCAGCCCUGGCAAGUCCGAGGUGAAGCUGGAGUUGGCUUUUGAGUACCUGAUGAGCAAGGACCGGCUGCAGUGGGUGACCAUCACCAGCCCCCAGGCCAUCAUGCUGAGCAUCUGCUUGCAGUCCAUGGUAGAUGAGCUGAUGGUGAAAAAAUCUGGAGGCAGCAUCCGUAAGAUGUUUCGGCGGCGGAUGAAUGGGGCCCUGCGGCGCUCAGACAGCCAGCAAGCUGUGAAGUCACCGCCACUGCUGGAUUCACCUGAUGCCUCCCGGGAGCCCAUGGCCAAACUCUCGAGCAAGCUCACUUCUGUCAGUCUGCGUGGGAUCAGCCACUCCAGCUCUGCUAAUGAUGUGGGUACUAAUGACUUCCAUGGCAAUUACGCCUUCGAGGGCAUCGGCGAUGAGGAUCUGUAGUGCCCCCCUUCCCAGGACAGCCCCAGCCUUCGCAAGGGCCUUCGCUGAGGAAUGUACGACCUGCAGCCAGGUUGCAAUCAACGUGCCUCUCGCCUGCUCCAUCCACCUUCCCCCGCUCCCGGGGCUGGGAACUCGCCCCCAGCCCGCCAUUGCCUUUGGGGUGGGGGCAGCUGAACUCCUCCUGCUGCUGGCUCCAGCUGGGAGAGGGCUUGUUCAACCUGAGCAGCGUGCCUGGAGCAAGCCCUGGAGCAGCAGKGAGGGCAUGGCCCGGCGUGGGGCAGCUGCCCCAGGCAGGCUCCAUAAUGCCAAAUUAGCAUUGUUUAGGAUUGUGCUCUGAGACAGAGUGCAGUCAGCUGUCUCAGGGGGCUCCGUGCAGAGCUCCCUCUAACCCGCUCAUAGAUGCCAGCGUAAUCUAGGCUUGUAAUCACCUAUCUCCUGCUGCUCAGCCUGACAGAGCAUUAACGGACAGUAACUGAUGUUUACACACUGCUACGUUGAUUAAAACGGAUCCUGAUUGGUA